AUGAAUAUUCCAAACCUUUUCGUCGGCUGUUCUAUCAUUCAAGGCGUUCUUCACUCAUCACUUGAAUGUUUUUUUGAUCAAGGAUGUCUAGAUGCAGUUCAAUGGGCAAUUAUUUCUAUAUACUCGAUAGAUAUACCCAUUUUAGAAGCAAAUACUACUCGAUUUUUACCUCAGACAUUGAUUGGUGCCUUGCUCGAUGCAUUAAUGGUUGAACAGUGGGGUGAACUUAUUCAAUAUGAUCAAUAUUAUGCGCAAUGUGCACCCAAACUAUGCUCGUAUACAUAUAUUGCGCAUAACAAUGCAUUAUAUGUAUUUACAGUAUUAGUCGGCUUAUUUGGUGGACUUACAGCUGCAUUAAAAUUUCUUGUUCCAACUUUUGUCGGGUUUAUACGAAAAAAAAUGCGGCCAAAAGUUCCACAGAUGACUGACAUUCAAUCAGAUCGUCACCCGACAUUCGCCAAUCGUCUACGGCUCCUUCAGCAACAAUUCAAGAAGAAACUACUCGAACUAAAUCUAUUCGAAAGUGACGUAACACGACAAGAUAUUAACCUUACUCAUACCGAAAUUAUUUCUACUCGUUUCUAUAUUUUGUGUCUGAUUAUUUCGAUUGUCAUUCUGAUGACUUACACAUCCUUGGCUAUUGAAACAAAAUAUUUUAUCGUGCACAAUCCAUCAAAAAUGACAUUUGAACAGUUACAAUCCAAUCGAAAAUAUUCGGCCACAUUAGAGUGUCCUUGUCAGAAUAUUUCUAUCCCAUAUGGUUCAUUUAUUUCAAUUUCACCUCAUUUUCAUCAACUCUGUUCAAGUGAUUUUAUCUCAAAUUCUUCAGCUUGGCUCAAUUUACUAUUUUAUGAUGAGGCUGCUCUCAAUUAUUCUUAUGAUAAUUAUCGUCUCUUUGCCGUCCCUCAGUUUCAAUGGCUUACUUCAUUGUGUAGCCUGGUGAAUGACACACUCUCACAGGGAUUGAUUCAAUUCACUUCGAGCACAUUUGUCUCUAAAUAUCUACAAUCUCAAGAAAAUAUUGAAAUUCAAGCAACUGCAGCCAUCGAUCAGUUUCGCUUAGCAACACCUCGAACAUUUGUACGUUUACUCGAUUUUAUUCGAUACAUGGCACAAGGAAAUGAGAUUGUUCAUCGAGACUAG
Messenger RNA from Adineta steineri, 1143 nucleotides. The record is from the annotation of a GenBank genome assembly. Lineage: Eukaryota; Metazoa; Rotifera; Eurotatoria; Adinetida; Adinetidae.